This is a messenger RNA of Triplophysa rosa, 2703 nucleotides long. RefSeq names its product myotubularin related protein 11 (gene mtmr11). Bases 270 to 2702 code for a protein of 810 amino acids. The transcript has 17 exons. The record is from RefSeq and is a predicted model, not a curated record. NCBI's taxonomy places the organism in Eukaryota, Metazoa, Chordata, Actinopteri, Cypriniformes, Nemacheilidae.
ACUAGUGUCGUUUUCACUAUGGCGUAAGGGGUGUAAACAAAUGCGAUGGAAAAGCGCGUCCUCCGUGUGGAAAAUACAUCUGCGAUAGAGAUGAUUUAUGUCAAGUGCGUUUAUUUUUUAUAUAUGAACAUAGCGAAGAGCUUUAGUGAUGCUAAAAGGACGAAGAUCGUCGGUUUUAUGUAGCAUGAAGCGGAUCAAAGCUGCACUUCCAAACCGCUUUCACAUACACUGUUUAUCCUGUUAGUUUGCAGCUGUUUUUACUCGAAAUUAUGUUGACGGGGUCUAAAACCACCUUUAAAGUCAGGCAGCUGGUGCCAGACAUGAAGGAGAGGAUGUUAAGUCACAGUAGUUUUCACACGCGGGGGAGAGAUGUCCUUGGCCUCUGCUGUUUGCCAGGUGAGUGUGUGCUGCAGAGAGCCGUGCUGGUGAGGAAAAAGCUGUCGGUUAAAGAAGGAAGUGGAUGGUUGUCUGGGACUUUGUUUUGCACUCACUUCAGAGUGGCGUUUGUGCCUCAGGACAGCCAGAGACCUGAUGAUAAUGCAGAUCCCGUGCUGCUCGGAGACCACGAUGUAGCUCUCGCUUCUAUAGACAAAGUCGUGGCAGUUGGACCGUCUCGCACCAAACUGGUGACCCCAAACGGCUCUCUGAAGUUCACUCCAGAGGAACUGGUGCUGUACUGUCGGGACCUGCGUGUCUUCUGUUUCCUGUUUGACAGACUCACACCUGAUGCCCAAGCGAUGGAGAUCACAUACACCAUUGCUAAGACCUACCAACCACUGAAACCUGGGACCCUCCUCUCCUUCCAGAAUUCUGCUUUGGGUAGUAUUGAGAUGAAGCAGUUUCUAAGCAACCGGCGACGUGACCCAAACAUGAACUGGUUCGAGUGUUCGGCGGACUGGGAGCAGGAGCUGGAAAGGGCAGGUGCCACGGGCUGGAGGGUCAGCUCUGUCAAUGACCGCUUUGAGAUGUCCACCAGCCUCCCAAGAUUCACUGUGGUUCCCCAUCGGGUCUUAGACACCGAGUUGAAGAAAACAUUCGCCCACUUCAAUGACGGACGAAUCCCACGAUGGUGCUGGCGACAUCCACGGGGCAGCGAUUUAUUAAGAAUGGCCAGCUUCCAAAAUAACAUCUACCAUGAGAAGGAUGACAUCAGGAAUCUGGAGCUGGUGCUGUUUGGUGGUCAGCAGAUGUGUGUGAUCGUGGACCUCGGGGAGGAAAUGCCAUCGCCCGCGGACAUCCAGGUGGCUCACACGAGACUUCGGACGCUUUGUCUGGGCGAUAUUUCAUCGUCUGUAUCAGUGCCAGAUGAUAAAUGGCUCUCCACACUUGAGAGCACACGCUGGCUCGACUAUAUCAGGUGCUUUCUGAGAAAAGCAGCAGAGGUCGCUUGUUUGCUCAGAGGAGGUCACAUGACUGUUGUUCUCCAAGAGUCGGAGGAUCGAGACAUGAACUGUGUGGUCUCUAGUCUGGUGCAGGUGAUGUGUGAUCCUCACUGCAGGACUGUAGCUGGAUUUCAGAGUCUGGUGCAGAAGGAAUGGAUUACAGCCGGACACAAAUUCCUCAGCCGCAUCAACUACCACAGGGACUGUGAUAAAGAAGAGGCCCCUGUGUUUCUGCUGUUCCUUGACUGUGUGUGGCAGCUGUGGUCUCAAUAUCCCACCCGCUUCCAGCUUACAGAAGAGUACCUGCUGGCUCUGCAUGACAGCGUGCAGCUGCCGCUCUUCAGUAGCUUCCUGGCCAACUCUCAGAGGGAAAGAUGUCGCCGCUCGCAGCAUCUGCCCCAGAGCUACACGCCUGUCAAUGGGCUGAGGGAGCUGCCCAUGGGUGAACCAGAGGAACCGGUGGACCCGCCUUUCCCUCCGGUGUGGGACUGGGCCCUGCAGUACAGCAGCUCGAGGCGAGCCCGCUUCACACAACCUGUGUCACAGGCCGCCUGUAUUCCACCCGUCCUCAACGGAAACCUCAAUACAAACCUGGAGCGCAGCUGGCACAGUGAUGGACUGCCGGGUUCGGUGUUCCUGCUGUCUCGUAGUUCAUUCUCCAAUCCCUCAAACCUGCUGCCCUGGCGGAGCGGGAACUCCGGCUCUUACUGGAAGAGUCACCGCAGGGCUCCUUCCUCCGAGGGUUUGUCCGGACUUGAGCGGCUCAUCAGAGCCUGUUCACUCUCUGAUCCCUCAGAAAACACCACCACCCUACAUGAUCCGUUCGAGCCCCUGCUGCCCCUCCUCAUAGGGCCCUGUGUCAGAGUAUGGAGGGGAUGCUAUUUACGGGGUGCGCUACACCCCCAGGCCUUUUCGCACCCCAUGUCUUCCUGCAGCCAGCAUCCUUUAGAUCAGCUGGCCUUUGAAGUGCAGGAGCUCGGAGAGAAACUCGCUCAGGCUUCUGUCAGACACCCUGAACACCAGACCAGACAACAGGAGCCACGUCGGCUGGAGUCCAACCUCAACCAGAACGCCAACAAUGGGACCUUCCUCUUCUCCUCUAGAUCCUCUCAACACCAGCCACCGGCCAGCAGAGGGUCAACCCGACCCACAAACCUUACCAGAGCCCCAUGGACCGCCUCCGAGCCGCCCAGGUCUGCACAGAGGAUUAGCGGCAAGCACACGUUUCUGUUCGGCCACCAACAAGAGUCACAAUCAGUCCAGCGUUACAUUCCAUCUCCUAGUGCCAAAUAUCCCAAACACGCAGGAAACACACACUGAU